AAUCCCAACGAUCAGUUGGGUCUCAGAAAUGCUCAGGUGUUUCAACGAGCCACACACUCCAAAAAGACUUUACACACCUUUAGGAUGGAAACAGGUUCACAGCAUCACAGAUCAUCAAAAUUCACAAGAUAAACUAAACUUCAAAGUAAUUACCUUUCUGUGUGUUUGGUUAAUAUUGUUAUGGAGUGAAAGGUGGCUAAUAAAAACAAAUCACACCAUACUCCCUAACCCCCACCCACUGAGAACAAAGCAUAUUUAUACUCAAAUCUGUCCGUGGAUGUGGUUCUCAAUCAGUCCAGUUCGUCCUUUGGUUAAUGCAGAUCUCUUGACUCGCAUUUUGCUGCAGUACAUUCCCUUGUGCAAAACAGCUAGAGCAACAUAAUUAUUAACUAUUAGCAUAAUUUUAUCCCCCUACAGUAUCUUUUCACAUCACUAAUUCUCUUUGAAGGCAAAGCAGAUCCAUCCAUCCAAUAUAACAAAAGGAUUUAUGAGUUCUCUAUCUGGAAUUAAAAGCCAUUGCUACCAAUCUCAAUGGGCCCACCUGUUGAAGUGUGUUGAAAUGAAUGGGCAAUAUUUUAAGCAGCGCGUUUCACUGUCCCAUUCCUAAUUUACAUCUGUUUCACAGUUGUCAAGACCUCUACGACGAGCUCUGUAAACAAAACAUCGCCGACAGCUUGGAAAUAAUUUACAAUUUCACUGAAAACUGAUUAACUGCCCAUACAGUUGUUUAUUACAUGUCUGUGCUACAUAGAAAGACAACCAGACACACAGUUCAGAGAUCAAGAGAAACUCUGGGUCUAGACCAAACCCGUUGGCAUGUUGAAUGAAAAGUGUGGCCAGAAAGAGCUUCCACCAGAGGUGGAGGAGAGAGGACACUGGGGAAGCAAGGUGGAGUUUCUCCUGGCCGUAGCUGGAAAUGUUGUCGGCCUCGGCAACGUCUGGAGGUUCCCGUACCUCUGCUACAAAAACGGAGGGGGUGCAUUCUUGGUGCCAUAUCUGGUUUUUGUGGUGACCUGUGGCGUACCUCUGUUCCUGCUGGAAACAACCAUGGGCCAGUACACCCAGGAGGGGGGCAUCACCUGCUGGAGGAAGCUGUGUCCGCUAGCAGAAGGUAUAGGCUUUGGAGGACAGCUGAUCCUCUUCUACAGCUGCAUGACGUACAUCAUUAUUCUGUCCUGGGCUUUGCUCUAUUUCAUCUUCUCCUUCAGCUCCCAGCUCCCCUGGGCCAGUUGCAACAACUACUGGAACACAGAGGACUGUGUGGACUUUUCAACAAACAGCACCUCCAAGUGGACCAACGGGACUAAUUCCACCUCAGCGGCCACAGAAUUCUGGGAACGGCGUGUCCUGGCUAUCUCAGGGGGAAUUGAGGAGGUGGGCAGCAUCAGGUGGGAGGUGCUGUUGUGCUUGAUUGUAAUGUGGAUCAUCUGCUACUUCUGCAUCUGGAAAGGAGUCAAGUCCACAGGAAAGGUGGUGUACUUCACUGCCACCUUCCCGUAUGUCAUGUUGGUAAUCCUUUUGAUCCGAGGACUGACUCUUCCCGGCGCUCUUGAAGGAGUCCUUUAUUAUCUUCUUCCUGAACCGUCACGACUCACUGACCCUCAGGUGUGGAUGGAGGCCGGCGCACAGAUCUUCUUCUCCUACAGUGUUGGGGUCGGCUCUAUAACCGUAUUGGGCAGCUACAACAAACACAAUAACAACUGCUACAGGGACUGCCUGUGGCUGUGUUUCCUGAACAGUGGCACCAGUGUUGUAGCUGGGUUCGCCGUGUUCUCUGUGCUGGGUUUCAUGGCUCAUCAGCAAGGCAUUCCCAUUGCAGAGGUGGCCGAGUCAGGUCCAGGCCUGGCAUUCAUCGCAUACCCUCAGGCGGUGGCCAUGAUGCCUCUGCCCCAGCUCUGGUCCAUCUGCUUCUUCGUCAUGCUCAUCCUCUUGGGUCUGGACACACAAUUUGUCGCCAUGGAGGUGGUGAUGACGUCCAUCAUUGACAUGUUUCCCAGAGCUUUGCGACGGGCAGGACGCCGGGAGAUCUUCCUCCUGUUCUUCUGUCUGAGUUGCUUCCUCUCUCAACUCGUCAUGAUCACCGAAGGGGGGAUGUUUGUGUUCCAGCUGUUUGACUACUACGCAUGCAAUGGAGCCUGCAUCCUCUUCCUCUGUGUGUUUGAAACUCUGUCCAUGGGCUGGGUGUUCGGGGCAGAUCGGUUGUAUGGCAUCAUAGAGGAUAUGACAGGGAUGAAGGCCAAUCCUUUCUUCAAAAUCUGCUGGCUUUACCUCACACCACUGGUCUCGCUGGGAUCUUUCAUAUGUUCCUUAGUCGAGUAUCAGCCUCUGACCUUUAAUCGCUGGUACGUCUACCCGUCCUGGGCUUACGUGUUGGGCUGGGUGCUGGCACUCUCCUCCAUCCUGCUUGUGCCUGGGUGGGCACUUUAUAAGAUGAUGACCGCAAGCGGCACACCUAGGCAGCGCCUCCAGUACUUGUGCCAGCCUGCUCUGAGUGACUCACCAACUCAAAUAAGAGGAGCUGAGCUACAAAACAAGGGUGUUGACCUGAUGCAGCCAUUCAUGGCCAACUGACAGCAGAUGUACAGACUGAUGUACUGAUGGAACUCCUUAAAAUUACAAUUUAACACGUCAACCAGCCUCACCUGUUGCUCUCCUGUGACGUAAAACAGCCACAAAUAAAAUCUGCUUCAUGU
This is a messenger RNA of Poecilia latipinna (sailfin molly), 2693 nucleotides long. Its product is annotated as sodium- and chloride-dependent GABA transporter 2-like. Gene Ontology annotation, biological process: amino acid transport; nitrogen compound transport; sodium ion transmembrane transport. Gene Ontology annotation, molecular function: gamma-aminobutyric acid:sodium:chloride symporter activity. Bases 817 to 2571 code for a protein of 584 amino acids. The transcript has 14 exons. Lineage: Eukaryota; Metazoa; Chordata; Actinopteri; Cyprinodontiformes; Poeciliidae. Gene Ontology annotation, cellular component: plasma membrane; cell projection. The record is from RefSeq and is a predicted model, not a curated record.